UAUUGGACGGCGAGCGAUUGGCCAAAGGGAAAUGUCAGCAGCUGGGGAACCGGCUGCCCCAGUCGCGGUGACACGGAGGGAGCCGGGCCCCAAGGGAAUUGUCGCCGGUUGCUGUGGCGCAGUUUGAAACCCCGCUUCGGACCUGGGCCGUCGGUCGCUGAGCCAGGCGCCCGGGGCAGCAGCCGCAGCCGGGGGAGGAUGGAGACGCACAGAGUCUGGCGGGGGCACCGGUGCUGAGAGAGUGGCUCAGCCCCAGUUAUGAUCCAAGUGAGCUGCAUUGGCUGGUUAGAGUGAAUAUAUAAUAAUGAGUGGAGCAGCCUUGGGUAUCGAGAUAAUAUUUGUCUUUUUUCUGGCUUUAUUCAUACUUCAUCGGUAUGGAGACUUCAAGAAACAACAUAGACUUGUGAUCAUAGCAACACUGCUGGCUUGGUAUCUCUGCUUUCUUAUAGUAUUUAUAUUGCCUCUGGAUGUUAGUACGACUAUAUACAAUCGAUGCAAACUUGCUGUUAACUCCAGCCCGCCAGAAAGCAGCAGCAGCAACAUCAUCAGCAAUGGAUCUUACCCUAGUUCUGCUCCAAGAAAACAUAGGUGCUCGAAACCAUGGAGUUAUAUCCCUGAUGGAAUUAUGCCAAUCUUCUGGCGUGUAGUAUACUGGACAUCACAGUUCUUAACCUGGAUACUGUUACCUUUCAUGCAGUCAUAUGCUAGAUCAGGAGGGUUCUCCAUUACUGGAAAGAUUAAAACUGCAUUGAUUGAGAAUGCAAUCUAUUAUGGCACUUACUUGCUGAUUUUUGGAGCAUUUUUAAUAUACGUGGCUGUAAAUCCAAAUUUCAGUCUACAAUGGAACCAGCUUCAGACAAUUGGGAUAGCAGCUGCCAACACCUGGGGUCUUUUCCUUCUUGUGUUGUUGUUGGGGUAUGGUUUGGUGGAAAUUCCACGUUCUCACUGGAAUGGAGCAAAAAGGGGGUAUCUUCUUAUGAAGACUUAUUUCAAGGUUGCCAAACUGAUGACUGAAAAAGCAGAUGCAGAGGAGAACUUAGAGGAUAUUAUGGAGGAAGUCCGUAAAGUGAAUGAGAGUAUCAAGUAUAAUCACCCUUUGAGAAAAUGUGUUGAUACAAUAUUGAAAAAGUGUCCUACUGAAUACCAGGAAAGAAUGGGUAGGAACAUGGAUGACUAUGAAGAUUUUGAUGACAGGCAAAACAACUAUCCAAGUGAGAAAAGUCUGGUCAAACUUCACAAACAGGUAAUUUAUUCAGUUCAGAGACACCGUCGUACGCAGGUGCAGUGGCGAAUUCUUUUAGAACAAGCAUUCUACUUGGAGGAUGUGGCGAAAAAUGAAACCAGUGCAACUCGUCAGUUUGUUCAUACUUUUCAGUUCCAAGAAUCUGAAAACAGAAUUACCCGAUAUUUCUACACACCAACUGUUGAAUGGUACUGGGAAUGUCUCCUUCGGCCAUGGUUUUGCAGAAUUCUUGCUGUUGUUUUGGCCACAUUCUCUGUAAUUGUUGUGUGGUCAGAGUGCACAUUUUUCAGCACUAAACCAGUUCUGUCCUUGUUUGCUGUCUUCAUACAACUGGCAGAAAGAACGUACAACUAUAUGUGCAUAGAGAUGGCUUGCUUUCUUACCAUCUUCUUCUUAAGUAUCUGUGUUUACUCAACUGUCUUCAGGAUUCGUGUAUUUAAUUAUUAUUAUUUAGCUUCGCACCAUCAGACUGAUGCAUACAGUCUCCUUUUCAGUGGCAUGUUAUUCUGCCGUUUAACUCCUCCUCUGUGUCUGAAUUUCUUGGGUUUGACUCACAUGGAUUCAUCAAUCUCUCACAAAAACACUCAGGCAACUGCAUAUACAUCAAUAAUGGGCUCCAUGAGAGUGUUGUCUUUCAUUGCAGAUGGGUUUUAUAUAUAUUAUCCCAUGCUGGUUGUCAUUCUCUGUAUUGCCACUUACUUCAGCUUAGGAACUCGUUGUUUGAAUCUGCUGGGGUUCCAGCAGUUCAUGGGAGACAAUGAAAUGACCUCUGACUUUAUUGAUGAAGGAAAGGAGUUAAUCAGAAGAGAGAAAAGAAAACGGCAAAGGCAGGAAGAAGGUGAAAAUAGAAGAAGGGAAUGGAAAGAGCGAUAUGGAAACAGCCGAGAAGAUUCCACUAGAAAUAGAAAUGUUCACCCAGACCAAAAAGAAUCUAGUUUCUCAGAGACCAAUGCAAGCAGACCUGUGUCUAAGUAUACCAGGUCAAAUGGCAGGACCGAAAGGGAUAGAAUAGAACUCCUCCAAGAUGCGGAACCUUUGGAUUUUAAUGCGGAUUCAGUUAGUGAUGAUUCUCUUGAUCAUCCUCUUGACUCAGGAAGGUAUCAACCUGGUGGAAGGUAUUUAUCAAUGUCACGAAGCCGAAUAUUUGAUGAUGUCUAAUCCCUUCAUAGCUUAUGAAAACUUAAUAGAAAUCAAAGUCUACUACUCAUUAUUUGAAAAACACUGUAACAUUUCUGAACCAAAAAAGACCUUUUUCUUUAAUAAAAAAAUUGUGGAAAAUAAAGGAACAAUAAUAGUUAGAAA
This is a messenger RNA of Gopherus evgoodei (Goodes thornscrub tortoise), 2545 nucleotides long. RefSeq names its product LMBR1 domain containing 2 (gene LMBRD2). The coding region runs from base 305 to 2401 and encodes 698 amino acids. Gene Ontology annotation, cellular component: membrane. Gene Ontology annotation, biological process: adrenergic receptor signaling pathway. The record is from RefSeq and is a predicted model, not a curated record. Lineage: Eukaryota; Metazoa; Chordata; Testudines; Testudinidae. The transcript has 18 exons.